Messenger RNA from Epinephelus lanceolatus (giant grouper), 3032 nucleotides. It is a transcript of the gene lrguk, whose product is annotated as leucine-rich repeats and guanylate kinase domain containing. NCBI's taxonomy places the organism in Eukaryota, Metazoa, Chordata, Actinopteri, Perciformes, Serranidae. The record is from RefSeq and is a predicted model, not a curated record. Gene Ontology annotation, molecular function: GMP kinase activity; protein binding. Gene Ontology annotation, cellular component: cytosol.
GUGGUCUCCAGCUGUGCGUCCAACCUUGGACGCUGUGGCACUGGGCUGCAACAUUUGUACCGCCAUCUGUCUCUGCCUAGUCAAGAUCUCCAUGACAUCUCAGUUUUAUGCAGUUAUGUCCAUCUUCAAAAGCUGGAGCUGCCACACAACAAAGUUAAAGAUUUAUCCUGUGUGAGCCACAUGCCCUACCUCGCCAUCCUGGAUGCCUCUCACAACGAAAUCUCCAGCUUCUUUGGAUUCCAGCCACCCAAGAACCUAAAAGAGGUCAAUUUCUCUCACAACUGUAUGACGAAAAUGAAGGAUUUGUCAGCCUAUUCAUCCCUUAGUUACCUGGAUCUGGGCUACAACAGCCUCAGUGAGAUCAGUGGUCUCGAGCAAUGUUGCAAGCUCACCCAUCUCAGCCUGGCACACAACAAGAUCUCGAGGAUCAGCGGCCUGGAUAGCCUGCCUCUCACACACCUCUGCCUUAGGGGGAACCAGCUGGAGAGGAUUGAGGGGUUGGAGAAUCUGAAGAAUCUGCAGGUUCUGGACUUGUCUCUGAACCGCAUCACCAGUCUGUCUGGCCUCCAGAAUCUACACCUACUGGGCUCCAUCAACCUGGAGAAAAACCUGAUUAGUGAAAUACAGGAGUGCAAACACAUCCAUGAUCUUGUCCUAUUGAGGGACCUGAACCUGCUUGGCAACCCUGUACAGGAGCAGCCCAAUUACAGACUGGCAGUCAUUUUCCUCCUUCAACAUCUAACUGUGCUGGACCAAGUUAAAGUCACCGCAGAAGAAAAGGUGUCAUCAGUAAACAAGUAUGACCCUCCUUUGGAUGUGAUGGCAGCCAGGGAUCACAUGACCAACUUGGUGUAUCAGCUGAUGCAGCCCCAGGUGCUCUAUGACAGCACUAUGCCCAGUGCAGACUCUCCAUAUCCCAUGCUGGUUCUCACUGGUCCUCAAGGCUGUGGGAAGAAAGAGCUGGCUCACAGACUGUGUCGGGAGUUGAACGAAUACUUUGCCUACGGAGUGUGUCACACCACUAGGGGGCCCUACUCCGGAGAGGAAGAUGGAGUUGAUUACCAUUUUGUCAGUGAGGAAGACUUCCAGAACAUGAUUCACAUGGGUAAGUUUAUCCAGACCGCGCAGUACGGGGAUCACAGCUACGGCCUGACCAGAGAUGCCAUAGAGGAUGUAGCCAGAGAAGGACUCGCCUGCUGUGUGCAUAUGGAGCUAGAGGGUGUGUUCAGUCUGAAGAACAGCUACUUUGAGCCUCGCUACAUCCUGCUCUUCCCCACCCAGGUUGAAAAGUACAGGGGCCACCUGAAAAGCAGUGGCCUCUAUACGCAAGCACAGAUCGACAUGGAGAUAUCACGUAUAGAGCUCUACGCCAAUACCAACAGGCAGCGACCGGGUUUCUUUGAUAAUGUUAUCCCCAGUGAUGACUUGGAAGAAGCCUAUCAGACACUGCAGCAGGUAGUGAAGGAGUACCUGUUGCUAGAGGAGCAGGAAGAAGGAGAGGACAACAACAGAGGUUCCCCUGACAACACGUCCACAGGUCACGAGCCAGAGGAGAGGCCACCCUCGCCACCCCUGUCGAGGUCAGGAUCAGGUUCACUCAUGUCACACUCUGCCACAGCCCUCGACCCCUCUGAUCCAUCUUACAGAAACUACCUUACCAAGAUCCAGGCACAGCUCAGCCCUCAGAAGAGCCCCGCUGAGCUAGCUUCCAUCAGGAGGCGUGAGCAGCUGGUCAGAGAGGCUUUAGUGGGGAAGAGUCCAGGGGUCUACAGCCAGCUCUUCAAAAGCUCUGCACAAACAGCACCGUCAUCUCUGCAGAAUCCUGAUGCUCAUUUAAGUGACGACAGCAGCUCGGAUGUGUCUCGUGCCAGUUCAGCUCUAACUGUGCCAAGUUCAGCCGGGGGCUUGUCUGGUUCAGUGGAGCCGCUAGAUGUGUCCGUCCUGGGACACACCUUGGAACCACUCAAAGACCAAAAUCCUGAGAUCAUCUGUCCGGGCACAGGUCAGCCAGAUGUUGCCAUGUCGUCAUCCUCUGAUAGACGUCCUGGAUCCAGCGUCAAGCCCAUCCUGCCACCAAUCCCCACCGGGCGCAAGACCCCCGCAUCAGCCAGUCCGGCUCCGUCACCCAGACCCAGCUCAAACACAGCAGUCGGUGAAGCAUGAGAUGUAGACAGGAAGGGAUAGCCUUUAAGGUUUUAGGGCUUCUGACAUCUAACAAAGUAAAAGUAAAUGACUUUUAAAGAAUUCGACAUAGAAUUAGAGUGAGAGUAGAAUGGACAUUUUCAUUCAAGUCAACGUAGCAAGAUGGUCACAGUGGUGGCCAUUUUUGUGUUAACUGCUGCCAGUGCAACUUCUGUAGAGUGCUAACUUCCAUAUAAACUUCUGAUCAGUAAGGAACUCACUGAGGUGACGUUUUGCAGUGGAGUAAUAUGUAUUUAAAUAAGCAGUCUGUUACUUUUCCCAUAAAAUAUUCCCAUAAUUUAUCAUUGUUUCUUUUAAUAGCAUGUAAUGUUUGUUUGCAUGUAAACUGAAAACUGUAGCUGCCUCCGAAGAACGAGCGAGAGCUGCUCUUCAGCCAACAGCUGAUAGACAGAAAGCAGCAAGAUGAAGAUGAAAGAUGCAAAUCAGCAUAUUUCACAACUAACUAACUAACUAACUAGCGGUUUGUUGGAACAAAGGACUAACUAACUAAAUGACUGACAAGGAUAACUCAAACUAAUUUUGUUUAAGUCAAGUUUGAAUGUAGUGUGCUCUGCCAUGAAUUAACAAGACAGUUACGCUAACGUUAGCUCAGUGAAAGGGAGUAACUUGGAUUGGUGUACGGUUGAAUUUUUCUCUUUAAUAAGACAAAAAGUCAGUCCCUCCAAGAUUUUGCAGGCUGUUUUGGGGAUUGUUGCAGCCAGAAAUGUAUGAUUUCACAACAGCUUUUCUAAAAAGAAUUUGAUCAAUGUUGUAAUGUUAUAGGUGUUUCUUUGCAAUGAAAUUGUAAGGGCAACUGAAAAUUGCAAAAAUAGUUGUGAUGCUGUCAAGGC